Molecule: messenger RNA, 1113 nt
Organism: Gossypium raimondii (Peruvian cotton)
Lineage: Eukaryota; Viridiplantae; Streptophyta; Magnoliopsida; Malvales; Malvaceae
Product: protein TIFY 9
Exons: 6
Coding region: 103-696 (197 amino acids)
Biological process (GO): regulation of jasmonic acid mediated signaling pathway; regulation of defense response; response to wounding
Cellular component (GO): nucleus
Source: RefSeq, a predicted model, not a curated record
UUAACUUUCUCCUCAUCCUUGCCUUACACAUCUGUUUUCUUUACGAAACUGAGCCAAAAAAAAAAGAAGGAAAAUCGUCUUUCUCAUUUAUAGUUAAAGAAUAUGUCGAGAGCUAGCGUCGAGCUUGAUUUCUUUGGAAUGGAGAAACAGAACUGCUGCAAAUCUCGGUUUCAGAAAUCCCUCGAUCGCCGUCUAAGCUUUCGAGGUCUUCAAGGCGCCCUUUCGAAGGUGAAUCCUGAGCUUAUCAAAUCCGUGAUUGCCUCUGGUUUGAAGAACCCGCAGGGUCAGGAUAAUGUGUAUCAGAUGGACUCCAACAAGUCUUUUUCGGUCCCUUCCAGUCCUAAAGAAACUCAGAGUCUGUUUCCAGCUUUACCUCUUCUUACCCCUGCUGCCAGGGCUACAUCCGAGAAUGGUCCUGAAACAGCUCCCUUAACCAUUUUCUACAACGGAACGGUUUCCGUUUUUAAUGUACCUCGAGAUAAGGCGGAGAGCAUCUUAAAACUCGCGGUUGAAGUUGAAGGAAACUCAAAAAAUGUUGAACCAAUAGACUCAAAAGUGGCAAGUCCUCCUAGCGAUCGACAACAGCUUCUUGAAACUCUCAAUGGAGAUUUGCCAAUCGCCCGGAGAAAGUCUUUGCAGAGAUUUCUGGAAAAGCGCAAAGAGAGGAUGACUUGUGCAUCUCCAUAUGCUUGCUAGACCUUAAAAACCGUGUUUUUUGAUGCCGUCCAAGUGGAUGGGCAGUUUAAUUGAUCUAAUAUUAGUUUUUUAAUAGCUAUCCCUUAGGACAUGUAAAAUACAAAUCAUAUAGAGAGUAGAAUGGCUGAAUAAUGAAGGACGGGGUGUUCGAAGUUUGAAGUUGAGAGGGCGCACGUUUUUGGUGAUGGGGAUGACUGAUUUCCUACCACUUUCCUAAUGCUUGUCUCGACGGUCUGAUUGGAUGCCAUUCUUUUUUUCUAUUUUUAGGUCACAUGUACUGACUUUUCUCUUGGAAGAAGAUACCUUGUUUCAUUUCUUCUCUACUUUUGCAAAAAAAAAAAACAAAAACAAAAAGAGAAAGUACUGUUCUCAUUUUAAAGUCUAUUCUAAUAUAAGCACGUGUUUUUAUUGCUCUUA